AUGGCAGCAAAGCGCAAAGCUUCAGCGAUGGGGACGGCUGUCGAUGAUGAGCCGGUUGAUCCCUCGGAUGAGCUGGCGUUUUACUGCUUGGGUGGAGGUAACGAGGUCGGGCGAUCAUGUCACAUCAUUCAGUACAAAGGGAAGACGGUCAUGCUUGAUGCAGGCAUGCACCCAGCCAAAGAAGGAUUUUCGUCCUUACCCUUCUUUGAUGAAUUCGAUUUGAGUACCGUCGAUAUUCUUUUGAUUAGCCAUUUUCACGUUGACCAUUCCUCUGCUCUGCCAUAUGUCCUCAGCAAGACAAAUUUCAAAGGCCGAGUUUUCAUGACACACGCAACGAAAGCCAUCUAUAAAUGGCUAAUCCAAGACAAUGUUCGGGUCAGCAACACCUCUUCCUCUUCGGACCAGCGAACUACCUUGUAUACCGAACGCGACCAUCUCUCUACCCUUCCUCUGAUCGAAACGAUCGACUUCAACACCACACACACUAUCAACAGCAUCCGCAUCACACCAUUCCCGGCGGGUCACGUUUUGGGCGCGGCAAUGUUCUUGGUAUCAAUUGCAGGUCUGAACGUCCUCUUUACAGGCGAUUACUCUCGCGAAGAGGAUCGUCAUUUGAUCCCUGCCGAAAAUCCACUUUCGGAAUUUCCUCCAACCCCCCCACGGUUGGAACGUGAAGCCGCCCUUAUGAAGUCAAUAACAGGUGUUCUCAACCGCGGAGGUCGCGUGUUGAUGCCCGUUUUUGCCUUGGGACGUGCUCAAGAACUGCUUUUGAUUUUGGAUGAAUACUGGGAGACUCACCCUGAGCUGCAAAAAAUUCCCAUCUACUACAUCGGUAACAUGGCCCGACGAUGCAUGGUUGUAUAUCAAACCUACAUCGGUGCGAUGAACGAUAAUAUUAAGCGUCUUUUCCGACAACGCAUGGCCGAAGCCGAAGCGAGUGGGGACAAGAGUGCGACCGCAGGGCCAUGGGAUUUCCGCUUUGUCCGCAGUCUGCGCAGUCUUGAACGUUUUGAUGACGUCGGAGGCUGUGUGAUGAUUGCCUCUCCUGGUAUGCUGCAAACUGGAACCAGCCGUGAACUGCUGGAAAGAUGGGCACCGAGCGAACGCAACGGAGUUGUCAUGACGGGUUACAGUGUCGAGGGUACAAUGGCCAAGCAAUUACUCAACGAGCCAGAUCAAAUACCUGCUAUCAUGUCCAAGGUCUCCACUGUUCAGGGCCGAGGUAGGGUCCCGGGCGGUAAUGACGAAGACCAGAAGGUCAUGAUUCCCCGGCGCUGCACGAUCGACGAGGUCAGUUUUGCAGCCCAUGUCGAUGGUGUUGAAAACCGAAACUUUAUUGAGGAGGUCGCAGCGCCGGUUGUGAUCCUCGUCCAUGGCGAAAAACACCAGAUGAUGCGAUUAAAAUCCAAGUUGCUGAGUCUUAACGCAGAUAAAACUGUCAAGGUGAAGGUUUAUACACCAGCCAAUUGCGAUGAGGUUCGCAUCCCUUUCAGAAAGGAUAAGGUUGCCAAGGUUGUUGGCAAGCUUGCGCAGGUUCCUCCCCCGGCUGGAGAGGAUGAUAGUCAGCUCAUGGCUGGAGUUCUUGUUCAGAACGGAUUUGACCUAUCACUGAUGGCCCCUGACGACCUUCGAGAAUACGCAGGCCUGACAACAACAACAAUUACCUGCAAACAACACCUCAGCCUCAGCUCCGCCAGCAUGGAUUUGAUCCGAUGGGCUCUUGAAGGUACCUUCGGGGCCAUUGAAGAGGUGGGAUCAAAUUCAGAGACCGAGUCUGAGACAAAGGAAGAAAAGAAUGACGAGCUCAACGAGAAAAGGCCAAAGAAAGAGCUCGCGGAUGAGGAAAUUCCCGCAGAGGAAACGCAGACUUUCUUGAUCAUGGGCUGCGUCAUCCUCCGAUAUCAUUCACGCACUCGGGAGAUUGAAUUAGAAUGGGAAGGAAAUAUGAUGAAUGAUGGAGUUGCCGAUGCUGUUAUGGCUGUUCUCCUGACAGUUGAGAGCAGUCCUGCUUCAGUGAAGCAGUCGGCGAAGCAUAACCAUCACCAUCACCACCACCACGAAGAGGAUGUUCCUUGCUUGCCAAAUCCCCACUCUGACUUUAGUGUUGAUGAGCGACUGGACCGUCUCUUGAUGAUGCUGGAGGCGCAGUUUGGCUCUGAAAUAUCUCCCAUCGAGAAGCCACGAGUCCCUGCCGAGCUCGCGGUGGGUAACACCGACGGGACUGAUACUAUUAAGGCGGAGGAUAUCAACGAAGAGCGCAUUGCGGAUAUUGAAUCAGCUGAGUUGGACCGUUUACAUGCCUUGGGAAUCCCCAUUCCGGGACUCGAGAUCAAGGUCGACAAGCAUGUUGCGCGCGUGUGGCUUGAGAACCUGGAGGUCGAGUGUGCCAAUGCAGUGCUUCGCGACCGUGUGCGUAUUGUUGUUGAACGCGCGGUCGAAACCGUCGCUGGCCUGUGGGCAACCAGUUCUUUGCCUCGCGAGGUCAUGGUGCCCAACGGGCCAGUCAAAGGCCAGAUGGAGAUGGUUACUGCUUUGAAGAAGGCACAAGCCAUCGAGACCUAG
Molecule: messenger RNA, 2562 nt
Organism: Penicillium waksmanii
Lineage: Eukaryota; Fungi; Ascomycota; Eurotiomycetes; Eurotiales; Aspergillaceae
Gene: ysh1
Product: cleavage polyadenylation factor subunit YSH1
Exons: 6
Coding region: 1-2562 (853 amino acids)
Biological process (GO): mRNA 3'-end processing by stem-loop binding and cleavage
Cellular component (GO): mRNA cleavage and polyadenylation specificity factor complex
Molecular function (GO): RNA binding; 5'-3' exonuclease activity; RNA endonuclease activity
Source: RefSeq, a predicted model, not a curated record